GCUUUUCCUGUGUAGAAGAAGAGAAACUGCCACAACAUGGUAGAAUGUGAGAGAAACAUCUUCACCUAUCUGUGGGAGUGUUUCUGAACUGCGUGAGGAGAAUUAUUCUCCUCAGGAACUACAUGUUUUCUGUGGACAUUGAAUGGGUUAAUCUUUCACCAGGACAGACCCAGAGUGUUAAAGUGUGAGCUUGUUGCUGUUAUUAAACAGAAAGUAGCCGCAGUAAGAGCUCAGACCUACAGGCUGAAAGUCCCUGGUGGAAAAUGUCGGUGCACUUUGAGGAGAGGAGCGGCGUGGUUCCGUGUAAAACUCCCUGGGGUUCCUGGUACCAGACCAUGGAGGAGGUGUUUAUAGAGGUCAAUGUUCCUCCUGGCACAUCCAGCAAAGACAUCAGGUGCAGCCUGGGCAGCAAACACGUCGAGCUCAGCGUCAAAGGAAAGGAAAUAUUCAAGGGGAAGUUGUUCGGAACGACGGUGGGUGAUGAAGCAACAUGGACACUAGAGGACAAAAAGCUGAUCAGGAUAGUUCUGAUGAAGACGAACCGUGAGGCAGGGAACUGCUGGACGUCGCUGUUGGAGGAGCAGUACACCGCUGACCCAUGGCUGCAGGACCAGAUGCAGAGGAAACUCACCCUGGAGAGGUUCCAGAGAGAGAAUCCUGGGUUUGACUUCAGCGGUGCAGAAAUCUCUGGAAACUUCCAUGGUGGUGGACCAGAUUUCAGCAGUUUACAGAAGUAACCUGCUAAUUCAAGAGAGACUAAAGGACUUUCUACUGACUGCAGGAGGUUGUUUUGCACAAUGGGACAUUUACAUUGCUGAACCUGAUACAAUAUCCUAACUGAAUGUUUAAACUCUGAUUCAUAUCUACAAAUACAUCAGAUGAAAUGUUCCUGUGUUAAAGCCAUAAUUUAAAUUCUAACAAAGCCUUUGUGCCAGUUUUACAGAUGCCACUACAUCAAGCUGCUAAUUUUCUUCAAAUCCUUUAAGACACUCAUGUGUCAUAGUGCAUAAUCUGGCAACUUGGUGUAUUUAGUGAUAAGAGACCACAAUGUCUGUACACUGGAGUUAUAAUAAAUGAUCUGGUCAGAUGCAAAAGUAAAUCUUGUUACUGAAUAAAUGGACAGGUGAGCCAGGUUAGCAUUUCAAUAAGUGUUUUAUUGAAAGGUUCACUUUCAGGGUACAAAUCAUUAAUUUAGUCAAAUCAAAUUACACAUUUACUCAAGCAACUCAUGUCUUUCUUCAGUAGUACCUGAGGGGGAAAAAAAAAAAAAAAAAAAAAAAAAAACUUUGCUUUGAUCUGCAGAACCAAAAUGAAAACUAUUUUUGUCCUAAUUAUCAAUUUAAGCAAUUAGACCCUGUGUAAAGUUGAAUUUUAAACCCUGACCUACAAAAGCAAAGUCUGUUAAGGUCAGUCGUGUUAAUGUUCAGCGACACGUCAUGUUAGAGAACCACUCCUGAAAAGAACAGACGAGCAGUUAACAAAAGAAAAGGAACAUCAUAUAAUCACCUUGGGCAGGAGUGUGCUAGAGGACAGUAACAACCUAGGGUGGGAGUUAAGGGCUUUGGGCCCGAUUUCUUGGUUCCUUUGAUGUACACCUUUUCACAAAACCCUUCUCCCUCCUCUUCCACAUGGUGGACUGAGGACCUAGGCGGUUCAAUACUUUCAACUGCUUUAAACAACCAGCGCAAUCAGGCGCCGAUUCAAAUGAGCGUGCUGAGUACACACACUCGAGCCGGUCAAACCAGGGUGGUACAACCCUCUGGCUGACGGCCAUCAAACACUCGACUAGGAUCUUCCAAAGUCAAACGAAUACUUGCAUGCUUAUACAAAAAAAAAAAAAAAAAAAAAAGCCACAAAAGUUGGUUUCCUUACAGAGCUUCACUCUCAGUACAGAAGUUCUGUACAGAAGCCAACAUCAAAACACAUCACUACAUUCCAUAAGAGAUUUUAAAAAAAAAAAAAAAAAAAAAAAAAGAAA
Messenger RNA from Pangasianodon hypophthalmus (striped catfish), 1978 nucleotides. RefSeq names its product NudC domain containing 2 (gene nudcd2). Gene Ontology annotation, biological process: protein folding. Gene Ontology annotation, cellular component: cytoplasm. Bases 264 to 737 code for a protein of 157 amino acids. The record is from RefSeq and is a predicted model, not a curated record. NCBI's taxonomy places the organism in Eukaryota, Metazoa, Chordata, Actinopteri, Siluriformes, Pangasiidae. The transcript is spliced from 4 exons.